Molecule: messenger RNA, 838 nt
Organism: Ipomoea nil (Japanese morning glory)
Lineage: Eukaryota; Viridiplantae; Streptophyta; Magnoliopsida; Solanales; Convolvulaceae
Product: virulence protein STM3117-like
Exons: 5
Coding region: 67-666 (199 amino acids)
Molecular function (GO): metal ion binding; lactoylglutathione lyase activity
Source: RefSeq, a predicted model, not a curated record
CAAAAACAAUACUAAUCUACAUACCUAACUCAUCAUCAUCGAUCAUAUCAAAGAAUUGAAUUGAAGAUGAUUAAGGAAGCUGCUGGCACCACCCCCCAGGCCCUCCCUCUUCUGUCUCUCAACCACGUUUCCCUCUUGGUUAAGGAUGUGUUUAGUUCGGUUCGUUUCUACGAGGAUGUCUUGGGCUUUUGCCUCGUCAAACGCCCUUCCUCCUUCAAUUUCCAUGGAGCCUGGUUGUAUAACUAUGGCAUUGGCAUACAUUUGCUAGAGAGGGAAUCCUCGCAGAACUGUGACACUGUCACCGAUGAGCCUCGACCAAUUAAUCCCAAAGAUAAUCACAUUUCCUUUCAGUGCACGGAUGUGGAGGAGGUGAAGAGAAGAUUGGAGGAGAUGGGAAUGAAGUACGCGACGGCGGUGGUGGAGGAGGAGGGUAUAACGGUGGACCAAGUGUUCUUCCACGACCCUGAUGGCUACAUGGUUGAGAUCUGCAACUGUGACAACCUACCUAUGCUGCCUAUCUCCUCCGCCGCCAGCUGCCCUCUCCGGCGACCCGACUUUACCAGCACGGCACCGGCGCAGCCUUCCACCGGCUACGGGAGCUGUGGGUUCAUGGAGGCGAUGAUGAUGGAGAGCUUGAGCAUGGACAUGCUCAACUUCUCAUUCUAAGUACUACAAAUUAAAUUAAAUUAAAUUAAAUUAAAUGCAAAUCUUGGAAUUAUAUUAAACAAAAUGUCCGAUCCGGUUUCAAUUUUGGUUAAAGUGUUUGUCUACUUAGCUAGACCAGACCACAAUUUAUCUAUACAAAUUUGAAAUAAAUAAUAAUAAUUUUCUUGAUUUA